Messenger RNA from Caenorhabditis bovis, 549 nucleotides. The record is from the annotation of a GenBank genome assembly. Lineage: Eukaryota; Metazoa; Nematoda; Chromadorea; Rhabditida; Rhabditidae.
AUGGCAAACUAUCACGCAAUGAUCAACAAACGCUACGAGGCGAUUUGCGAGACACUCGAAGGUCCGAGGCGGCUAACAUUCCAGAUUAGCCACACCGCUCAAUAUUAUGCUCAAAAUGUGCAUCGAGAGGAAUCGAAUGCGGAAAAGAAGCGAUUGAUGAGGGAUCUAUCGAAGAAGCUGUACGAAUUCGUGAGGGGCAGCGAACGUUGGACCGAAAAGAAGUGUUGGAAGUUUCUCAAGAAGUUCGUGGAUCUCGAGCAGAAGAUUGACGAUUGCUCGGCGUCGGAGAAGAUCGUUCGACGCCGACAACUCAUGGUGGAUAUUGCGUUGAAUAAAAAGAACGCCGGAUUCAUUUCGUCGGAUGAUGACUCGGUGAUUGAUGAAGUCUCCGACGAGUCAUCUGACGUCGAGUUCGAUGAAAGCGAUAAAGAGAAUAUUGAUUCGGUUACAAAGAAAAUUGAACCAUUGAAGUUAAAUGAAGAAUAUUCAGAAUCUGAAGAAUAUUCAAUCAUGAGUGAUUCCGAAAUGAACAAUCAAAAAUGCGAAUAA